Molecule: messenger RNA, 1623 nt
Organism: Planococcus citri (citrus mealybug)
Lineage: Eukaryota; Metazoa; Arthropoda; Insecta; Hemiptera; Pseudococcidae
Product: NECAP-like protein CG9132
Exons: 5
Coding region: 187-852 (221 amino acids)
Biological process (GO): endocytosis
Cellular component (GO): membrane; clathrin vesicle coat
Source: RefSeq, a predicted model, not a curated record
CGACGUAAACAGCAGAACAGAAAUUUUGCUGAUCCACUUUGAUUAGCAAUUUCUUUAUUUUCUUUAUUCUUUUUCUAAAUUUUUUGUCUGCUUAUUUAUUCGAUUAAUUUAAAACAAUUUCAGCUUAUCACUGUAAUUUUUCCCUGCUUCAUUUCGGUUUGAUUGUUUUACUUGAAGUGCAAUAAAAUGGAAGAUUACGAACGAGUUCUCCUGGUGAAACAAGAAGUAUUCGUGUUCAAAAUACCUCCCAGAACAUCUAUGAAGAGUUAUAGAGCAGCAGAUUGGAACUUGAAUGAACCCCAAUGGUCAGGUCGUAUGCGUAUGGUAGCAAAAGGAAAUGAAUGUAUAAUUAUUAUGGAAGAUAAAGUGAAUGGAACUUUAUUUGCAAAGUGUCCUAUUGAAGCUUACCCUGGUGUUGCUGUUGAAGCAGUCGCAGAUUCUUCUCGAUAUUUUGUUUUAAGGAUUCAAGAUGAUAAUGGUAGAGCAGCAUUCGUGGGAUUAGGUUUCGUUGACCGUUCUGACAGUUUUGAUUUCAAUGUAGCGCUGCAGGAUCAUUUUAAGUGGUUGAAAAAAUCCGAAGAAAUCGACAAAGAAGAACAAGAGCCUCGUAAAGAUUUAGAUUUACGAUUCAAAGAAGGAGAAACCAUCAAAAUAAAUAUGAAAAUCACGAAAAAAGAUGGUGCUGAAGGUUCUGCUAGACCGAAACCGAAAUCUGGAACAUCAACAGGGUUAUUACCUCCACCGCCCAGUGUUAUAAAAAUUUCACCUCCGAGUUGUGUUUCUACUCCAGCCAGUGACCAAUCUUCUGCCACUUCAUCAGGCAAUUCAAAUCCAAAUUGGGUACAAUUUUAAUUAAUCGUUCGGCUUGGUUGCUUGUAUCCAAAAUUUGAUUAAUAUCACCGUUCCUUUUCUUCAUUGUUUAAUCUACUGUUAAAUGAGUAUUAUUUAGAAUAUUUAUGGAAAUUUACGGAUUUGUGAUUUUUGUUUGUAUGAUGUAUAUAAGGUCAAAUGCGUUCAUUCAUAUUUAGCAUUUUAUUCCAAGUAACGAAAUAUUUCUUCAUCAUGAAGGCUACCUUUUUAAUUUCAUGCAGUUACCAUUUUUAUAAAUAUUAGAGAAGUCUUACAAAGUGUAUUCAGCAGUUUUUUUUUUUUUUUUUUUUGAAUAAGAGAUUUUAAUUCGAUCAUAAUAGUUCUAAACAAAUGGAUUUCGUAAUGUUUUAAGAAUACAUAUUUUAAACGCACGAAUGUGUAAUAUAGGAAUAAGUAAGAAAGAAAGGUGAUUGAUUUAUGGUGUACAGAUGUGACAUUAAUUAUUUUAUUUAUACAUAUAUUGCUUAUUUUAUGGUAUCGUUGAAAUUAAUUAUAGUUUGCAGGCUGUUAUAUUCUUAAAUUCAGUUUCAUACUUACCCCUUUAGUUAUUCAUCAAAAGAAUCUGAAUUUUCGUUCAAUGUAGCAUUUGAUAUAUUUUUCUUUUAGUGAUUUAAAUACUUGUAUAUUAAACUUUAAUCACCGUAAGUACAUGUAUACUGCAUGUAAUAUACAUAUUGUAUUUAUUUAAAUCCAUAUUUUACUCGUUGUAAAUUAUUUUAUCAUUAUAUUUUUAUGCAAUGGUUUUGCAACUGA